Messenger RNA from Epinephelus lanceolatus (giant grouper), 4479 nucleotides. The record is from RefSeq and is a predicted model, not a curated record. Lineage: Eukaryota; Metazoa; Chordata; Actinopteri; Perciformes; Serranidae.
AACCCGCUUGGCAGCUGUAUUCCUUGGCUGUGAUUGGGCGGAGGGCGGUGAUUCCUUCUGUCACGAUUUGGGUCGCUCCCACCGGAGGACACCGACCGUCUGAGCGCAGCCUUCACCGAGGUGCACACCAGAGGAGACGGUGCACACCGGGAGUGGAGACGCAUGAGGGUUUCGUCUCAGGAGCUGGACUGACAACUCGGGGUUUGUCCUCCUGUCGGUGUCGGUGAGGAGAGGAGAGGAGAGGAGAGGAGACAGAGGGGGGGAUCUUCAGUGCUGGAGCGACCAGCUGCCUUUUCUUCUGUCGGGGCUGCGGUGAAAGUCGUUCACGAUGCCGGUGUUUCACACCAAGACCAUCGAGAGUAUCCUGGAGCCGGUGGCCCAGCAGAUCUCCCACCUGGUCAUCAUGCACGAGGAGGGGGAGGUGGACGGUAAAGCCAUCCCAGAUCUGACGGUACCGGUGGCCGCGGUGCAGGCGGCAGUCAGCAACCUUGUGCGGGUGGGGAAGGAGACUGUUCAAACCACCGAGGACCAGGUGAUGAAGAGAGAUAUGCCUCCUGCGUUCAUUAAGGUGGAGAACUCGAGCUCCAAGCUCGUCCAGGCGUCUCAGAUGCUAAAGGCAGAUCCAUACUCUGUUCCUGCACGAGACUACCUGAUCGAUGGAUCCAGAGGGAUACUGUCUGGAACGUCCGACCUGCUCCUUACUUUUGAUGAGGCAGAGGUGCGUAAGAUAAUUCGUGUGUGCAAAGGUAUCCUAGAGUAUCUGACAGUGGCUGAGGUGGUGGAGACCAUGGAGGACCUCAUCACUUACACCAAGAACCUGGGACCAGGGAUGACCAAAAUGUCAAAGAUGAUUGAGGAGAGGCAGCAGGAGCUGACGCACCAAGAACACAGACAGAUGCUAAUAAACUCCAUGAACACCAUCAAAGAGCUGCUGCCUGUUCUUAUAUCAGCUAUAAAGAUUUUUGUGGCAACAAAGAGCAGUCGAGGUGCCGGCCUUGAGGAGGCAGAGAGGAACAGACGGUUUACCUUUGAAAAGAUGAGCGCUGAAAUCAACGAGAUCAUAAGAGUCUUACAGCUCACCACGUGGGAUGAAGACGCCUGGGCCAAUAAGAAGGACAUGGAGGCUUUGAAGAGAUGUCUGGCUUUGAUUGAGUCAAAGAUGGCACAAGCUAAAAGCUGGCUCAAAGACCCUCAUGGACAACCAGGAGACCCCGGUGAGGUCGCCCUGCGCGUGAUACUGGAUGAAGCCGGUAAGGUGGGAGAGCUGUGUGCUGGGAAGGAGAGGAAAGAUAUACUGGCAACCGCCAAGGCUCUGGGACAAAUGACCGACCAGAUUGCAGAUCUACGAGCCAGAGGCCAGGGCCCGACCCCAGGGUGUGUGCAGCGUGCAGGCCAGUGCUCACAGGGCUUAGACUUGUUAUUUGGCAAAGUGGACGGUGCUGCCCGCAGACUGGAGGCUCUAAUCAAUGCCAAGCAGGCCAUUGCCAGGAGGCUGGAUGCUGCGCAGGCCUGGCUGGCCGAUCCUAACGGUGGUCCUGAGGGGGAGGAGAACAUCAGAGCGCUACUAGCAGAGGCCAAACGAAUUGCCGAUCUAUGUGAAGACCCCAAAGAGAGGGACGACAUCCUGCGCUCCAUCAGUGAGAUUGCAGGCCUCACUGCCAGACUCGUGGAGCUACGCAAACAGGGUAAAGGUGACAGCCCGGAGGCUCGUGCAUUGGCAAAGCAGAUCGGGGCGGCGCUGCUGACCCUGCAGUCCAAAACAAACCGGGCUGUGGCCAACAUGAGACCGGCCAAACCUGCCGUCACUUUGGAGGGCAAGAUGGAGCAGGCCCUCCGCUGGGUGAACAACCCGGGGGUGGACGACAGAGGAGUAGAGUGUGAGAUACUGCAGUGGAACACAGGUCAGGCAGCAAUCAGAGGAAUGGUCGGAGAAGGGAAGAGGUUGGCAGGAGGCCUGUUAGGCCCGUAUCGGCAGGAUAUGAUUGGACGCUGUGACCGAACAGAAGCUCUAAUGGCAUCGUUGGCAGACAUGGCCGGCAGGGGCGAGGCUGAGGCUCCUCAUGCACGAGCUACAGCUGCACAGCUACAGGACAGCCUCAAGGACCUGAGGCAGCACAUGCAGGAGGUGAUGACCCAGGAAGUGUCUGAUGUUUUCAGUGACACCACGACCCCGAUCAAACUGCUGGCCGUGGCUGCAACUGCUCCUCCUGAUGCCCCCAACAGAGAGGAGGUUUUUGAAGAGCGUGCAGGGAACUUUGAGACCCACGCAGGUCGGCUGGGGGCGACCGCAGAGAAGGCUGCUGCCGUGGGAACAGCCAAUAAGAGCACAGUGGAGGGGAUACAUGCUGCUGUGAAACAUGCCAGGGAGCUCACGCCACAGGUGACCUGUGCUGCUCGGAUCUUGCUGAAGAAUCCUGGAAAUAAAGCAGCGUACGAGCACUUUGACACCAUGAAGAACCAGUGGAUCGACAAUGUGGAGAGACUCACUGGUCUGGUGGACGAGGCCAUCGAUACCAAAUCUCUGCUGGAUGCUUCUGAGGAGGCCAUAAAGAAAGACAUCGACAAGUGCCGAGUUGCCAUGGCGAAUGUUCAGCCCCAAAUGCUUGUUGCCGGGGCAACAAGCAUAGCAAGAAGAGCUAAUCGGGUCCUGUUGGUGGCUAAGAGGGAAGUGGAGAACUCUGAAGAUCCACGGUUCAGAGACACGGUGAAACAUGCGUCAGACAUCCUCUCCCACACCAUCUCACCCAUGGUGAUGGACGCCAAAGCAGUGGCUGGAAACAUACAAGAUAAAGCUCUGCAAAAGGCCUAUUUGGACUCGUGUCUGAGGAUCCUGGCUUCAGUCGGAAAAGUGAGAGAAGCCUUCCAACCUCAGGAGCCUGACUUCCCUCCUCCACCACCCGACCUGGACCAGCUCCAUGUUAGUGAUGAGCAGGCGCCACCCAAGCCCCCCUUACCAGAGGGCGAGGUGCCCCCACCUCGGCCCCCUCCUCCGGAGGAGAAGGAUGAAGAGUUCCCAGAGCAGAAGGCUGGAGAGGUGCUCAGCGAGCCCAUGAUGGUGGCGGCCAGGCAGCUGCACGAUGAGGCACGCAAGUGGUCGAGCAAGCCUGAGGAUGAGGAGGCAGUAGAGGAGAGAGAGGUAGAUGAUGAAGAUGAGUUUACUGAUGGUGAGGAUGACUAUGAGCCAGAGCUGCUGAUGAUGCCCUCCAACCAGCCUGUCAAUCAACCCAUUCUGGCAGCGGCCCAGUCUCUCCACCAGGAGGCGCGCAAGUGGUCCAGCAAGGGUAAUGACAUUAUAGCAGCAGCCAAGCGGAUGGCCCUGCUGAUGGCAGAAAUGUCUCGGCUGGUGCGUGGCGGGAGCGGGAACAAACGAGCGCUGAUUCAAUGUGCCAAGGACAUCGCCAAGGCCUCAGAUGAGGUGACGAGACUGGCUAAAGAAGUGGCCAAGCAGUGCACCGACAGACGCAUCAGAACUAACCUGCUGCAGGUGUGUGAACGGAUCCCCACCAUCAGUACGCAGCUGAAGAUCCUCUCGACCGUCAAAGCCACUAUGCUGGGACGAACAAACAUCAGUGAAGAAGAGUCAGAGCAGGCCACAGAGAUGUUGGUCCAUAACGCCCAGAAUCUAAUGCAGUCGGUGAAGGAGACCGUCAGGGAAGCAGAAGCAGCCUCCAUCAAGAUCCGCACAGAUGCAGGAUGCACCCUUCGCUGGGUGCGCAAAACCCCCUGGUACCAAUAAACAAACCUGGUCCUUGAAUCUAGCAACAAUCUUAACUUUGCACCAAUAGCACACACCUGGGGUAAAAGUAGCGAAGUGCAAACAUGUGCACUUCUUCACAGAGGAGACUGAUCGUGAUGUGGCGUGUACCAGGAACCAUCAGAUUUGGUACCAAGCAGGUUUCGUUUAUCGGAGUGAGUUUAGCUUUGCUCUCCAGCUCUCCUUAUCUGUAACUGUGGAAUCACAUAGGCUUACGGAGACAGUUUUUAAUAUAUAUUUUUGGUAUGUUGUGUUACAAGAGUUUAUCCAAAUCCCAGGUAUAUAUUUUUUGCAUGAAAAUUUUUUCUAUUUUCUAAAGGAAAAUUAUGACAUUAAGAUACUUAUCUCCUAGAGAACAUUUACUUUGAAUUCUUUUCUUUUUUUCAGUGAGAGUUUCUUAUUGUCUAUUGUAUAUACAGUAAUAAUUUGUUUUAUGGACAACACUCAGCUACGAGCUUUAUACACUGAGUUUGACACUAAAGUGUGGAGUCUUGUGUGGGCCAACGAGCUCUCCUCUCUUCAUGUUUACUUUUAACACUGUUCUUAAAUGAAGAUCUAUGAAUUCAAAGGUGAUACAUCAUCACUGUUGUCUGGUGAUGUCUGAAGAACCAGAAGGUCUUCUGGAUUUAAAGUGUUAUACUUAUAGGCAAAAGAUAUAGUUUCAGAAGUGAUUGUAUAAUUUAAAAAGAAAUGUACGCUUGUCAAUAAAUAAUGAAUAAUGUUGA